Molecule: messenger RNA, 965 nt
Organism: Exaiptasia diaphana
Lineage: Eukaryota; Metazoa; Cnidaria; Anthozoa; Actiniaria; Aiptasiidae
Product: nicotinamide N-methyltransferase-like
Exons: 1
Coding region: 45-833 (262 amino acids)
Cellular component (GO): cytosol
Molecular function (GO): N-methyltransferase activity
Source: RefSeq, a predicted model, not a curated record
CGAGGGAGAGAAAUCAAAAAGAGGUCUGCGAGUUGCAGGACAGUAUGACUACCGAAAAAUAUGACAACACUUUCGAUCCUAAAGUCUACUUUGACACUUAUUACGAUGACCCAAGCAAAGAUGAGUACUAUCUUAUCAGGUUGACUGACUUUUUUACUCGAGUUGUAAAAGACAAAGCCACUAGUAUGCUGGAAUACGGUGCGGGCCCAACUAUCUCAAGGUUCAUCACUGCCUCUAAGCAUCUUAAAAGUGUCAUUGCUGCUGAAUACGUUAARGAAAAUCGACAGGCCAUGGAAGACUGGAUCAAUCAAGACCCWAAAGCAUUCAACUGGAGACCGACUUUUGAAUACGUGGUACAGAAGCUGGAAGGCAUGACACCAGAUGAAGUUGAGAAACGUGAAGCAGARGUMCGAGAGAAGAUCAAAGCAGUUGUACAUUGCGAUAUUAAAGCAGAAAAUCAUCUAGAAAUUCCAAGUGAAAUCUCUKCCAAGUACGGCCCGCCAUUUGAUGUUGUUGCGUCAAGUCUAACUCUCGAGGGAGUUGUUGAUACGUUCCAAGAGUACAAAGAUCAAGUGUCAUACCUGACUAACCUUCUGCAAACCGGUGGCCAUCUACUCUUGCAUGGUGUUUUGGAGCAAAGUUUUUACACUGUUGGUACGUCUAAGUAUAAAACAGUUUACUUGACGAAGGAAAUGGUGUUGGAAAGCAUGAAGGAUGCAGGCCUUAAAAAUGUUGUCAUCGACCUCGCUACUACCCAUUUUGGCUUUAAAGAGUUCAACCAGCUACCACAUGCUGAUCUCAAAGAUUUUUACGUCGUCUACGGACAAAAAUAGCAGAUAAGCCGUAGACUCUGUUCAAUGCUAAAAUAACUGCUCUAUAAUCAUUGUUGUUGUUGAAUGGAAUUCGUCAGCAGUGAAGCAUAGAAUAGAACAACAGGAUUUCAGAAAUAAAAGUUUUUGUUUAAA